AUUUCUGGUGCCUGAGGUGUGUAACCUUACCAGCGGUGGACCGCUUCAACGUUCAGUUUUUCGCCUUCAACGCCAUUACAAACAUGUGUAUGGAAUUAGCCUUUUUGGAAGAGAUUGUGGUUACGGCGAACCUGCAGUAGCUGUUCGACUACAUGCUCAUAUGAACUGGCUAGAGUCGGUGCUUUUACCCGCCAAAUUGUCAAGCCAAAAUUCUCACUCUCUAGAUGCUGUUCAAUUCAUCAACUCCGAUCUGGAAUUGUUUGAUCGUUGUGAUUUUUACGAUGAAUCGGUUGGACUUUGUGUUCCCACUGAACGUUGUAGGCGAGUUCGGCAACGCUUAGAACAAAAUGAAGCCAUGAUCUUCUGUGGGAAUGGGACGAUAAUAUGCUGUCUACCAAAGGACGUCUUGGAUGAUGAACAGCUGCUUAACGAUGAAGAUCAACAGUUAGAAGAUUGUGAAAAUCGUUACGAGUCAUUCCGUCGGCGAAACUUUUUUAUUAGCGCGGAGCUGCCUCAACCGAAACCACAUAUAGCGGAAGUAGUUUGGACGAAUGAAAAGACCGGUGUCCAAUAUACUCUAUGUUUAGGCUACCUCAUUACCACUGGAUCUGUAAUUACGAGCGCUGCGUGCACCGAGAUUGUAAACCGCAAACCAAAUCUGUUACUAUUUGGCUCCAUUCGAAGUCAAUAUGAAGAUUUUCCUAUUCGAGCGCCAAUUGCAACUAUUAUUCGCCAUCCACAGUAUGAGUCUGCUACGGGAGCAAAUAAUCUUGCUCUAAUAAAACUGAGCGAUCCCAUAAAACCCACCGCAGCGAUCUUUCCUGGUUGCUUGUGGAGAAACAAAACACACACUCCGUUGGUGGCAACACUACAGACCAUUGUUCAAUCACAACUACAGCAAUCAUCUGUGCAUCCCGUUUACGAUUCUGAUUGCAAGCGGUACGUAAAAACCCCAUUGCACGGUGGGGAAUUUUGUAUGCAUUCUACUACCUCGCAAUCUAUAAACACAGCGGGCCUUAUCGUUUGGCGUGGAAAAGGAACCAAAAACGCUCCAGUUGAAUAUUUGAUCGGAGUAUACAGCCGCGGUGGCAACUAUGAAGCUGACGAGCCGCUGAUUAAUAGCCGCAUUUCGGAAUAUGUUCCAUGGAUAAUAGAGAACCUUUACACUGAAUCAGUCUAAUCAGAUUAUUUUCUGCCUCCAAUAAACUAUCGAAAAAUAAAAAAUAAUCCUUGCAUAUGUGAAAAUGACUGCAAUCUUCAGUUUGAGCUCGCUUCAUUUCUUAAAUAAUCAAUGGGUUUCCCUUUCCUAUAUUUACCCGUAAAAUAAGAGAAUUAUUGUGGCAAUACAAUACACAUGUUUUCGUUAGCGAAACCUCCCACUUUACGCUACCAUUAGAACUUGGCGAUCUUUCAAACGCGUGAUCUAACAGACAGAUUAACAGUUGCUUCUGUAGCUGCGGUGCUAUAAAGCUGUUCAUAAACCAGUUUACUGCCGGUAAGAGUGAGCACGAAUCAGUUGUGGCGGGAAAGAGAGACGCUAAUAAACCGAUGCACUUUAGCAGUACCACAGACUCGCAGCAUGCUUUAGUGUACGAUCAACAACAGAUCAGUGAUAAUGGCGUGUGAUUGGGCUCUGUCCGUAGUGCUCAUUGUUGCAGUGUUACCGUAUUGUACUUGCAAAUUGUACCCGAUCAGACCUCGAUUACCUGAAGAUGAGAUGGAUAUGAUGUUAGCGUAUGAUAGAAUAUCUCUAAACGAUUGUCACACAAGAAACUGGAAAGACGGAUUCGAGGGGUUAGUGGCACCGGCAUACGGAAAUCCUGCACUGUUACGCGAGUUCGCUCAUAUCGCCGCGAUCGGCUGGACAGGAGCUGACGGUAAAGUGAACUGGGGCUGCGGUGGAUCACUGAUAUGGGAGAACUUCAUUCUUACUGCAGCACACUGUGCGGCAAACGAUGAAGAUGUAGCACCAGAUGUGGCACGAAUGGGAGACCUCAACAUCUACAGCGAUGAUGACGAUGAGUUUCCACAGCAGUUGCGCAUUGUGAAAGUCAUACGCCACCAACAACAUCGAUUUAGUGCGAAGUAUUACGAUGUGGCACUAAUGCAGCUGGAAAAAAAUAUCACGGUACAUGAAACGGUGGCCCCUGCUUGCCUCUGGUUAGAUGACGAAGUGCGCUUUCCGAAGCUAUAUGCCGCUGGUUGGGGUAGAACAGGUUUUGGUGAGGAUAAAACAAACAUUUUGCUCAAGGUCGAUCUUACUCCGAUGAACAAUACACAGUGCUCAAAGUUCUACACCUCCUCCGAGCGUGGUUUAAGAAACGGGCUGCACGCACAUCACCUUUGUGCGGGCGAUGAGAAGAUGGAUACAUGCCCGGGUGACUCCGGUGGACCGCUGCACGUGAAACUAUUGCACAACGCCAAAAUGACGCCCUUCCUGGUGGGUGUUACAUCGUUUGGUAAACCGUGUGGACAAGCAAAUCCGGGCGUAUAUGCUCGGGUAUCCAGCUUUGUCGAAUGGAUCAUUGAGACGCUCCAGAAGGAAGGAGAGCUAGCAACGGUGCACAAAUUUCAACCUUGGACCUGCGCCUUACGCUAUGUACAUGUGCGCGAGUAUGAGGACGAUGUGGUGGUCUCGAGAAGCAAUAACUUUGAAACCUAUGACUCAGACAAAGCUCAUUUAGUAGGAGGCGAUAGCAGACAGCGGGUCGACAUUUUUUGGGAAAAUUCGAUUGUUCCCUCUCGGCACAACUGUUCCGGUGUCCUCAUAGAGCGAGAUGCCAUUGCAACAUUAGCCGAUUGUGCAUCACAUAUGGGUUCAACACCAUCCAGAGUGCGGUUAAGCAAUGGCAAUUUCAUCAACGUAUCGGAAACCAUCGUUCAUCCAAAGUACAACCCUGCGGCAGGACCCUACUACAACAAUAUUGCUAUUUUGAAGCUACCAUUUCCAGUAUCAAUUAUUCCCGCCUGCGUUUGGUACAACGACACCAUUCCCGAUCCGCAGUUUGAGGUCAUCGGUAAAGGUCGUGCUGAUUUGGUAGGCUAUAAUCGAGACGAAAGAGUUACUACGCUAGAUCCUACCAUCAUUGGAAUUUCACCACGGGCAACACUGCACUCCAACAACGAAUGUCGGCUGGCCGAACAGUACCGAACGUUACUCAAAAACGGGCUACAAAAUGAACACAUUUGCUUCCAAAAUAAGCCUUUUUUAGUACCAGCCACAUGUGACCAGCACCUUGGUGGUCCUAUCGAGAGAGAAAUGUGGCGCUAUUCGAAGUACUUCAAUUACGCUUACGGAAUGAAUCUGUUCGGUCGUGAUUGUGGCUUCGGAGAGCCAGCUGUAGCUGUACGGUUUAAUGCACACAAGCCGUGGAUUGAGUCUGUAUUGCUACCGGAAAUUGCUAACCACAGAAAAUCCUCCACUACCGGAUCGAAGGACGAGGUGAUCUUCAUCGAUCCCGACCUUCGUUUGAACGAUCGUUGUAGCUACAGUGGAGGCGUGCAGGGUGUUUGUGUAGCCCAUGAUAGAUGUCCCAGUAUACGGCAGCGAAUGUCAAACGGCGAUUCUAUAAUUAUAUGCUCCGGUGGUUCCGUGGUAUGUUGUCCUCGUACAGAUGUAACAAGUAAUCCGAGUGAGAUUGAGAGAGAAUUUAACGAGUGCGGACAGCGGUACGCACAGCUACGCAAACAGCGCCAGCAACAAUGGGAGGGUUUUCAACCAUUGAGAUUGAGAUUGCCUCAUUUUGCUGAGGUAGGAUGGGAAGAGGGAUCGGAAAUACGGUUUCAGUGCAUUGCAUAUCUCAUCAGUACUCGUGCUGUCGUAACAUCUGCGUCCUGUUUGCUUUCGAAAGAAUUCGAACCAACCGUUGUGCGCCUGGGAAAUAUCCGAUCUGGACCGCAGACCACGAAUAUAGCGAUCAUACCUAUCGGCACAGUGGAAAUUCAUCCGGAGUUCAAUCAAACUACGUUUGAGAAUAAUAUUGCCUUAUUAAAGCUUACUUUGCCAGUGCAGCCUACAGUGUACAUGUUCCCGGGAUGUUUAUGGCAAAAUAAAACUUAUUCUCCGGUCGAGUCGGCAAUAUUUCGAGGUGGAAAUGGUUUCGACCCCAUACAUCCAAUGUACGUGAGGGAUUGUAAUGUACGCUUUGCCAGAACAUUCUCGGAUCCGCGGAUUACGUGUAUGGUUCCGGGCGUUUACGGAACAGGAGAACACUGUUACCCAACGGGAAGUCCAAUUAUUUUCAGACAGAAUGAGGACAACAAUCUCUUUACUGAGUAUCUGGUGAACAUAUAUAGCCAUGGACGUUGCAAUUCAACCUCUCUGCGCAUUGUACACCGCAUUGCGAUGUACAUUGAUUGGUUUAAGGAAGUUCUGAAGUAAGAGUCAAAUCAUGACUAAAUUAAUAAACUGCGCUGAUACAUGAAAACUACUAAGUGCUGAUUAUUAUUAAAUCUAAUUCAUAGAUUAAUUAUGAAAACUGAAUAAGAGAUUUAAUACAAAGCUUUUUACUUAAAACAAUUUUCCGAGCUCCGAGACAGUUUCUUUCAUUAGAACUAAUCAUAUCAUCUUUUGUAACUCAUGAUUUCAUUAUUUUCAAUUGCAUAGGAUGAUUCCAACAACCUUUCAACAUUAUGAAUCAGCGUUAGCAAGAAAAAAAGAUGAAAAAGUGGAAUAAAAGACAGGAAA
Messenger RNA from Anopheles merus, 4687 nucleotides. RefSeq lists its product as uncharacterized. The coding region runs from base 1616 to 4381 and encodes 921 amino acids. Gene Ontology annotation, molecular function: serine-type endopeptidase activity. Lineage: Eukaryota; Metazoa; Arthropoda; Insecta; Diptera; Culicidae. The transcript is spliced from 13 exons. Gene Ontology annotation, biological process: proteolysis. The record is from RefSeq and is a predicted model, not a curated record.